AUGUCAAGACAUAGAGCUGUUAGAAACCUCGAUGUUGAUGAUAUUCUUGACGACGAAGACUAUGGAGAAGACUACGACGAAAACGACUUCAACGAGGACGAAUUGUCGAAUGAGGAUUUGGACAAAUUAGACGAAGGACUAGCUUAUGUCUAUAGUGUGAUUGGUGACGAUACAUUUUUGACAGCAAAAGAAAUUAGAGAGGCAUUAUGGGAAUUCUAUUUUGAUAAAGAAGAGACAGUCGAAUGGGCAUUAGAGAGAGCGAAGCAGCAAAAAUCCUCCUUUUUCCACUUGUUUUACGAUUUCUUUCAACUUUGCAUCACCAACCCACCUCGAACAAAUAUGGCUGAAAACAACAAGAGUACUUCACCUUCACUUGCAGCAUUGUCAAAAGCGCGUCAAAAUGCUUCGUCCAGCACAACAAAUAGUUUAACCCAAUUAAAGCAGAAAAUGGGCGCUCAAACUGAAUCACAAUCGCCCUCACUUGCAAGUCUUGCAGCGUCCAGUGCCGCAAAAAAGCCUUUGUCUUCAUUACAGGCCCUGGCACAGAGAUCUAGUACAGGCAAUACAACUCCUUCCCUCGUUUCACUUGCCAAAAAAUCGUCCACUUCCACGAAUAAAGCACCAAGGUUAGCUCACUUAACAUCGCGACCCCCAACAAUCCAGUCUGAUCCUUCCAAACUCUCGGCUUUGGCUGGUUUAGCUUCAAGUGUUAAAGAGUCACCAAAGAUUACAUUGUCUUACCCUAGCAAAUCAAUUUCUCUUGAACCAAGUACCAAAGAUAAGCUAACGACAGAGCCUGCUGAAAGACAAAGUGUAGUCAUCAAUGCUGAAGAGAACUAUUCCAACCCACUCUGCGGAAAACCAUCAUUCGCAGCGCAAUUUUUAUUUGCUCCUCAAGAGCCAAUUCCGUUUGACGCGCAAGCUGUCUUCCUUGAAGGGAAGAAGAGUGAAUCCAUUUCAGCCUUCAAAUUUGAUCAACCGAGCCCUGAUGAUAUUGUUUUAGCGGCCCAAAGCAAUUUUAGCGGAAAUGCGCGCAGCAAGAGAUCUUAA
Molecule: messenger RNA, 1050 nt
Organism: Mycotypha africana
Lineage: Eukaryota; Fungi; Mucoromycota; Mucoromycetes; Mucorales; Mycotyphaceae
Exons: 5
Coding region: 1-1050 (349 amino acids)
Source: RefSeq, a predicted model, not a curated record